Molecule: messenger RNA, 7482 nt
Organism: Colius striatus (speckled mousebird)
Lineage: Eukaryota; Metazoa; Chordata; Aves; Coliiformes; Coliidae
Gene: MBD5
Product: methyl-CpG binding domain protein 5
Exons: 16
Coding region: 1697-6943 (1748 amino acids)
Cellular component (GO): chromocenter; nucleus
Molecular function (GO): DNA binding; chromatin binding
Source: RefSeq, a predicted model, not a curated record
UUCCUCCCCGGCAGCGCCGGAGCCCCACAGCCGCCGGAGCAGCAGCAGCAGCUGAUGAUGAGGAGCGCGGGGGGGGGGCGGGGGGGCCCGUUAUUUAUACCGUUAAAGGGACAGGCCGCUAAUUCCGCUCGGCAUCGGCGCGGGGGGCGGGGGGCCGCUGCCAGGCGCCCCGAGUUGCUCCCCCCUUCUUCCCCCCCCCCACCCACCCCCCCCCCUCCCCACACCACCACCCCGCACAGCCCCGCCGGAGCAGCCCGGGGAGUUUCUUCUCCCUUCUCCCUUCCCCCCCCCCCUCCCCUUCCCCUCCCCUUCCCCUCCCCGCUCCUACGGCCGCCGUCGGCGGAGGGAGAGCGAACCCGAGAGGCGGCCCCGGCGGGAGGCACCUCGGCGGGGGAGCGGCAGGCAGUUGGGCAGCCCCCACCCCCCGCGCUCCCCUCCUCCCCCUUUAUUACCCUUUGUGUGCGUCUCCGCCUGCGCCGCUCCGGGGCCGGCCGGGCGCCGGGGGGCCGCUGAGAUCCUUGUUGACGAUGAUGGUCAUUGGAGGCAUAAAUAUUGACGAAUAUAUCAUUUACAGACAAGAUCUUUGAAAUCUGUUUCCUUCAGACAGCAAAGGAAAAAGAGGCUUUAUCACAACAAAACGAGUGAAGAAACAUAAAGACUUGAAGAAAGCAGCACUUCUCUAAUUCUUUCCAAAAGUUCAGAGACCCACCAGAACCUGGUGGUUUGCCUCCGCCAGUCUUCCUGAUUUGAGAUGUAACCUGGGGUGCAAGAGUUCCUCAGAUGAGGGGUGUAGUAAGACAAGGAGCCAGCCUCAAUGGACAUAGCCCAUUCUCGAGAUCUAAACAGGAGACUUAUCUAAAGCAAAGCUGAAAGUGCACCAAGAAUUGUAAAAAGCCUAAAGAUCCCCAAGAUAACGAGAAGCAAGACCAUGAGGAGUAAUGUAGGUCAUCUAAUACGUAAGAACUGAGCCAAUGUUGAAAAGAACUAAACAGAACAGCAGACAUCCUCAACAUGAAAUAGUGCUGAAGUGGGAAACUCAACAGUGUAUCAAUUGGUGUCUUUGCACAAGCUUGGGAUGAACAAGAUGAACAUAUCCACCUUCAAUCGAACGCUUAAUGAGGAAAAAGGCUGUUUUAUUGGAGCCGGGGAGUCAUGAAAGAAACUCAAGAAGACAACUUAGAUAAUGAAAAGAAGAUAAAAAGAAAACAAAAAGAAUGUGGCAUAUAAAGGGUAUAAUACCUGGAGGUAUUAGAUCUGACUCAUAUUUAUAAAAAUGAGACGAGCUUUCACAAAAUACAAGUUAUCUUAGACAGUCAUCAAGCUUGGAGCCAUGCUGUUGAACUAGAAAUUCUCCUUUUCCCCAUUCUCCUUUCUGACAGGUAACAAAGGAUUGGUGAAUUAUGAUUUUCCCAAGUUGGAAGCACUAAUUUUUAUCUAUAUAGUUCAUCCUUAUGAAUAUAUAAGGAGUUAAACAUUGCAUAUUUAAUGUGGAUUAUAAUGGGAAACUGACUCAUUAACAAAAAUGGCCACUUUUAAGGACUUGGUUUCAAACUGAGCUGGAGCCUCCCAAUGCACUUUGUACAAUUUGGGGAAAGGUGUACUGAAUGGCCUUCUUUGGGAGGCCAUGAUGACAUGUAGUAAAAGGAUAUCAUCUUACUGUUGAUAUCUUUGAAGACUCAUAAACAGAAACAGAAAAAUGAAUGGUGGAAAGGAGUGUGACGGAGGGGACACGGAUGGAGGGCCACCAGCAGUGCAAGUUCCCGUUGGUUGGCAGCGACGGGUGGACCAAAGUGGAGUGCUUUAUAUCAGUCCCAGUGGGUCUUUGUUAUCCUGCUUGGAGCAGGUGAAGACUUACUUGCUGACUGAUGGAACAUGCAAGUGUGGCCUAGAAUGUCCUCUUGUUCUUCCCAAGGUCUUUAAUUUUGAUCCUGGAGCUGCUGUGAAGCAGAGAACUGCUGAAGAUGUUAAAGCGGACGAAGAUGUCACCAAACUAUGCAUACAUAAAAGGAAAAUCAUUGCUGUGGCUACACUUCAUAAAAGCAUGGAAGCACCACAUCCUUCACUAGUUCUAACUAGUCCUGGUGGUGGAACAAGUGCAACUCCAGUAGUUCCUACUCGAGCGGCAACUCCAAGAUCAAUGAGGAAUAAAUCACAUGAAGGAAUUACAAAUUCUGUGAUGCCAGAAUGUAAGACUCCUUUCAAGUUGAUGAUAGGGGCAUCUAAUGCCAUGGGUAGGCUUUAUGUGCAAGAAAUGGCUGGAAGCCAACAACAAGAACUUCAUUCUGUCUAUCCUAGGCAGAGAUUGGGUAGUAAUGAACUUGGACAGAAGUCUCCGUAUCGUGGCAGUCAUGGUGGGAUGCCCAGUCCAGCUUCAUCAGGAUCACAGAUAUAUGGAGAUGGCUCAAUCUCUCCUAGGACUGACCCACUUGGAAGCCCUGAUGUUUUCACAAGGAGCAAUCCCAAUUUUCAUGGAGCACCCAACUCUAGUCCUAUUCACAUGAACAGGACACCUCUGUCUCCACCAUCGGUAAUGCUACAUGGUUCUCCCAUACAGUCAUCCUGUGCAAUGGCUGGAAGGACUAAUAUACCUCUUUCCCCAACCUUGACCACGAAAAGCCCGGUAAUGAAAAAACCCAUGUGUAAUUUUUCAGCUGGUAUGGAAAUACCACGAGCAAUGUUUCACCAUAAACCCCCCCAAGGUCCACCCCCACCUCCUCCACCGCCUUCUUGUGCUCUUCAGAAAAAGCCAUUAACAUCAGAGAAGGAUCCACUUGGCAUACUUGACCCUAUUCCCAGCAAACCAGUGAAUCAGAAUCCUGUCAUCAUUAACCCAACUACUUUCCAUUCAAACGUCCACUCUCAGGUACCCGUGAUGAAUGUAAGCAUGCCUCCUGCUGUCGUCCCUCUGCCAAGUAACCUUCCCUUGCCAACUGUAAAACCCGGUCACAUGAAUCACGGAAGUCACGUUCAAAGAGUUCAGCAUUCUGCUUCAACUUCCCUCUCUCCUUCACCAGUGACAUCCCCAGUUCACAUGAUGGGAUCCGGGAUGGGAAGGAUCGAGGCUUCUCCCCAAAGAUCGCGUUCUUCUUCCACGUCGUCGGAUCAUGGAAAUUUCCUGCUGCCUCCAGUAGGACCACAGUCCUCCUGUAGUGGUAUUAAAGUUCCUCCCAGGUCCCCAAGGUCAACAAUAGGGUCACCGAGACCAUCUAUGCCAUCUAGCCCUUCCACCAAGCAUGAUGGACUUAAUCAAUACAAGGACAUCCCUAACCCAUUAAUUGCUGGAAUGAGUAAUGUGUUAAAUCCUCCAAACAAUGCAGUGUUUUCUACUGCAUCGGCUGGAAGUGGUUCCUUGAAGAGUCAGCCAGGUUUGCUGGGAAUGCCUUUAAAUCAGAUCUUGAACCAGCACAACGCUGCCUCUUUUCCAGCAAGUAGUUUACUCUCAGCAGCAGCCAAAGCACAGCUAGCAAAUCAAAACAAACUUGCUGGUAACAACAAUAACAGCAGUAGCAAUUCUGGACCUGUUGCCAGCGGUGGCAACAACGAAGGACAUAGCACUUUAAAUACCAUGUUCCCUCCUGCUGCCAACGUGCUCCUCCCAACGACUGAAGGGCAAAGUGGCCGAGCAGCACUGAGAGAUAAAUUGAUGUCUCAGCAAAAAGACCCCCUGAGAAAAAGAAAGCAGCCGACCACCACGGUGUUGAGUUUACUGAGACAGUCUCAGUUGGACAGUUCUGGAGUUUCCAAAGCUGGAUCUGACUUGAUAAGAAAGCAAAGUCAAAGCUCCUUUCCCAUCAGUUCUAUGUCCCAGCUACUUCAGUCCAUGAGUUGUCAAAGCUCUCACAUGAGCAGCAAUAGUACCACCAGUUGUGGGAGCUCAAAUACUGCUUUACCUUGCUCUGGUAACCAGAUGCAUUUUGCAGACACCGGUAUGAACUCUGGCAGUCUCCAGAACUCGCUGGCACAGAGUUUACCCUUGCGAGGGGAAGGUGUGCACUGCCAGAACACAAACACUAACUUUGUCCACGGCACUAGCCCGGGCACAACCAACCACCUUGCAGGUUUAAUAAAUCAGAUGCAGGCUAGUGGGAACUGUGGGAUGCUCAGUCAGUCAGGAAUGGCUUUAGGAAAUUCGUUACAUCCGAACCCACCUCAGUCAAGAAUCCAGGCAUCCUCCACUCCAGUGAUACCAAACAGCAUUGUUAGCAGCUGUAAUCAAACAAGUCCUGAAGCAGGGGGUUCAGGACCAUCAUCAUCAAUAGCCAUAGCUGGCACCAGCCAACCUGCCAUCACAAAGACAACAUCUGUGCUUCAAGAUGGUGUUAUCGUCACUACUGCAGCUGGAAACCCACUUCAGAGCCAGCUGCCCAUUGGGAGCGAUUUCCCUUUUGCUGGCCACGAACACUCGCUUCAUUUUCCGCAGAACAGCUCUUCAAACAACAAUCUUCCACAUUCUUUGAAUCAAAACCUCCUCAAUUCUCUGCCUAUCUCUUUGCCAGUGAAUCAGCAACAUCUCCUAAACCAGAAUCUAUUAAAUAUACUACAGCCUUCAGCAGGAGAAGGCAAGUCUGAGGUCAACCUCAACCCUUUAGGUUUUCUCAACCCGAAUGUAAAUGCUGCUUUAGCUUUUCUCUCCAGUGACGUGGAUGGGCAGGUAUUACAGCCUGUUCAUUUUCAGCUUCUAGCAACCCUCCUUCAGAACCAAGCCCAAGCAGCUGCCAUGCUUCCCCUACCAUCUUUCAAUCUGACCAUCUCAGAUUUGUUGCAACAGCAAAAUAACCCUUUACCCUCAGUAACACAGAUGACAGCCCCACCUGACCAUUUGCCAAACAAUCAGUCAGAAAGCAACAGGGUGGAGACCCUUUUAACCAACCCCCUGGGCAACCCCUUGCCAAGCUUUGCAGGCACUGACACUACUUCUAACCCCCUGCUCCUCCCAGCUGUCUCUGGGGCCUCUGCAUUAAUGGCCUUGAAUCCCCAGCUGGUGGGAGGUGUCCUGAACUCUGCAUCGGGCAACACCGCUAAUCAUCCAGAGGUUUCCAUAGCCACCUCCUCCCAAGCAACCACUACCACAACCACUACAUCAUCAGCAGUGGCAGCACUGUCUGUCUCAACCCUGGGUGGUGGGACAGCAGUGGUGUCAAUGGCAGAAACAUUGCUCAACAUAUCUAAUAAUGCUGGGAAUACAUCUGGUCCAGCUAAACUCAACAAUAACUCUGUGGUGCCACAGCUACUUAACCCUCUACUGGGGACGGGUCUGCUUGGUGACAUGUCAUCUAUAAACACUACUUUGAAUAACCAUCAGCUGAGUCAUCUGCAGUCGCUCUUAAACAACAAUCAGAUGUUUCCUUCAAAUCAGCAGCAGCAGCACCUUCUCCAGGGCUAUCAGAACAUGCAGGGAUUUCAAGGCCAGCCCCCAAUUCCUGGCCCAGCUAACAACCCAAACCCCAUGGCAUGUCUGUUCCAAAAUUUCCAGGUGAGGAUGCAGGAGGAUGCUGCUGUCCUGAACAAAAGAAUGAUCACUCAAAUGGGAAUGGCACCGGUUCCUGAGAGCUCCAACGCUAUGCUUCCUCCUUUCCAAGAAACAUCUUGUGAUUUGCAGCAAAGAACUGAAGCAUCUCUUGGACAACAGGCAAAGGAUAACCUCAACGUCGCUGCUCAGGGUGAUACGUCGGUGGACGCGAUCUACAAAGCGGUUGUAGAUGCUGCAAGCAAAGGAAUGCAAGUAGUGAUCACCACUGCCGUUAGCAGUACAACGCAAAUGAGUCCCAUUCCAGCUUUGAGUGCCAUGAGUGCCUUCACAGCCUCAAUUGGUGACCCAUUAAAUCUUUCUAGUGCUGUCAGUGCGGUAAUCCAUGGAAGAAACCUUGCCGUUUCUGAUCACGAAGGUAGGAUAAGGAACAGCAGAGGAACACGAGUGCUGAAGAAUUCAGAGCACGGUAAAAAUUCAAGUGAAGGGGAUGGGUAUGAAUAUUACAAACCAACGAGUUGUAACACACCCAAAAAACAGUGGGAAGGGGAGCAAAGUCCUGUCAGUGAGAUAAACAGAUGGAAAUGUGAUGAGUUUCUAGACCACUCUACCCAUAUCCAUAGUAGUCCUUGUCACGAAAGGCCCAAUAACAUCUCCACACUGCCAUUGUUGCAAGGCGAGCAGCACCAGAUACUGUUAUCACAGCGAAACUGUCAAAGUGAUAAAAUGUUGGAGGAGAAUUUCAGGUAUAACAAUUACAAAAGAACUAUGAUGAGUUUUAAGGAAAGACUGGAGAACACUGUGGAACGAUGUGCACACAUAAACGGAAACAGGCCUCAGCAGAACAGAGGAUUUGGGGAGUUGCUGAACACUUCUAAACAAGACCUGGUUCUGGAAGAGCAAUCUCCAAGUUCCUCAAACAGCUUGGAAAGUUCGUUAGUUAAAGACUAUAUCCACUACAAUGGAGAUUUUAAUGCCAAAAGCAUUAAUGGGUGUGUGCCUAGCCCUUCAGAUGCUAAAAGCAUCAGUAGUGAAGAUGACCUAAGGAACCCAGAUUCCCCUUCUUCCAAUGAGCUGAUACAUUACAGGCCGAGGACGUUUAAUGUUGGCGACUUGGUCUGGGGCCAAAUCAAAGGACUGACUUCAUGGCCUGGAAAACUAGUAAGAGAAGAAGAAGUUCACAAUUCAUGUCAACAAAACGCUGAGGAGGGGAAGGUCUGGGUAAUGUGGUUUGGUGUUCAUACCUUCACUCAGGUGGAGCCAGAGAAGUUGAAGACACUAACAGAAGGUCUAGAAGCUUACAACCGAGCCAGAAAAAGGAACAGAAAAAGUGGAAAGCUAAAUAACCAUUUAGAAGCUGCUAUACACGAGGCCAUGAGUGAACUAGACAAAAUGUCUGGGAAUGUCCACCAAAUCCCCCAGGGAGACAGACAAGUGAAGCCUCCAAAGCCCAAGAGGAGGAAGAUCUCUAGAUAACAUUGAAUGUCUUUGUUACUGGUCCAGUACUUAUCGAAACGAACGUGCACAUGAGUCUAGAUGUAGGUAUUGAUAUAGGGGUGGUUAUAUCAAUAUUUAUAUGAAGACAGACAGAUGCCAUCGCAGGGUGCUACGUGGAUUGGUGGUACAACGUUGUGGAUGCUUAGGAGGGGUAGCAGUUGCUGGGUAAGCCAAUCAGAAAUCGAAGGGUUGCAGUAACAAUGUCAGAUGAUUACUGAGAUUUUUUUUGUUUGUUUGUUUGUUUUUCUAUAAUACUAAAAUUGUGAUUAUAAGAAAUAGUCCAAAUGUUUCUGAGAAAUUUUCAUGGUGUAUAUAGCUAAUACAGAAUUUCAUGGUGAUAUCUGAAAUGUAAAUAUUGUACAAUAUUGUCAUGUACAAGCGUACCUAAUGCACACUUUAUCUUUUAUUGUACAAAAAAUAGUGUACAAAAUCCUUUGGUUUCUAUUGAGUACACAUACAAGAGACUACCAGUGUAAAGUGAUAAAUAAAAAUACAGCCUAAAUGCUUUUAUAUGAUAA